This is a messenger RNA of Caenorhabditis elegans, 1163 nucleotides long. It is a transcript of the gene srg-38, whose product is annotated as Serpentine receptor class gamma. The coding region runs from base 1 to 921 and encodes 306 amino acids. The transcript is spliced from 5 exons. Gene Ontology annotation, biological process: sensory perception of chemical stimulus. The record is from RefSeq and is marked reviewed. Lineage: Eukaryota; Metazoa; Nematoda; Chromadorea; Rhabditida; Rhabditidae. Gene Ontology annotation, molecular function: transmembrane signaling receptor activity. Gene Ontology annotation, cellular component: membrane.
AUGAGUCUGAAUUGUGUCACUAUCUCUUUGAUCUAUGCAGUUCCGUCUUUGACAUUAUAUGCGGUUACUGUAGUGAUAAUUAUACUCCACUGGAAAAAUGUAAAAUCUUCUUUCUAUCAGUUCUAUAUUUUUGAAUUCAUCAUCAACACCAUCACGUUCGUAAAUGCAAUGUUUUCUGUUAAAAUGCCAACUGCGACCUGUGCUGAAUGUACCCUUCACAAAUAUUUCCAAGAACAAUCUGUUCCAUCAUUUAUGAGCCAAUUCCAAUUUGUCAUCCAAUUCAACAUGGCUUUUGUACAAUAUGGAUUGACUACAACAGUAGCAAUAAAUCGAAUGUCGAUUGUAUUGUACCCCAAAUUUUUUGAACAGUUAUGGAGACGACAUGGUUGGGUUGUAAUGGGGGUGAUAUUUAUAGUUCCAUUUUUUGUAACCUAUCAUAUUUUUCUGUAUGAUACCUACUUUCAAUACAACGCAGUGGCUGACAAAUUUUCUUUGGCAAGUAAAUAUAACAUCAAGGAUAUAUUUACCACCUUGAGCUGUUUUAUGGUAUCAUGUACGGUCGUAACUAUGAUUAGCAAUUUUAUCAGUUACUUGAAAAUUCGAACAUUCCCGUUUAAACCAAAAAACCUAGAAUACAAUUUCUUCAUUGUAACUGCUCUCGCCAGUGCCAUUCAAGUUUUAGGAACAAUUUUGACUCUUGCUAUGAAAAGUGCAGCUUCUGACUCGACAACCUACAAAGUAACCAACACAGCUCUCCCAUAUGUCAGUGAUGCUUUGUCCCUGAUCCAGCCAACCCUUCUUAUUAUUUUCUGUAAAGGAAUUCGAAAACACGUCGCACAUCUUAUGGUUAACAUCUGCAUGCUUCACAAUUGUUUGAUUCCGGCCUCAAUGAGUCGCCUAGAUGUUGCUUCAAACACAUAGGCUCCUACCGGGAACUCAUUAUUAAUCUUACACUUUUAUGUAAUCUCCGCGCCCUUUAAACAUCUCUAGGGAUCCAUGAUUCAAUGAGUAUAAAUUUUUACUCUUUUUUUUUGCAACUUCUCAUUUUGCUCCAAAUUUCUUUAAAUGUGGUUCUUCUUGAUCACUCUGUUCUACUUGAUUCCCUCUAUGAUACUGUACCUCAUCACUGUUUAUGUAAUAAUAAAACAUUGGAAAAAGUUCAA